Periconia digitata is the source of this 668-nucleotide messenger RNA. Lineage: Eukaryota; Fungi; Ascomycota; Dothideomycetes; Pleosporales; Periconiaceae. The record is from the annotation of a GenBank genome assembly.
CUCAAGCUGUCACAAAGUAUAAGAACCUACGGCUCUACCGUGCAUUUAUCAGAACAAACCCAUUCAUUCAUUACCUUCUCAACAACCCAAUUUUUAGAUCCAGUCAUUCUUCUUUCCAACAUUCGUUUACUUUCUACCAUUCAACCAAGCCUUUCAAUCUUGUCAUAAUGCAGUUCACCACCAUUGCUACUCUCCUAGGCCUUGCCGCCACUGGCCUCGCUGCGCCUACCUCCUCCGCCAGCGGAGAGGUUGCUGCUGUUGGCCUACGAUCUACCGAAGCCGUCAACACCACUCCCAACUUUGAGAAGCGCAAGUUCAGAGGCGGUUGGUGCGGUUUGCACAUGAAGAUCGUCGACGGAGACUACUCCCAGGCCACCAUCACGAUCAAAGACGGCGAAGGAAACUCUCUUGAAACCACGCAUAAACAGGAGGCGAGAGGUAGCAUCCUAUAUUUCGAGUUCACCAAGGGUCUUCCCACCAGUGAUCCUAUCAACAUUCAAGUUGGAGGCCUCAAGGCAGGCUUGGCACGCAUCGAAUACAAAGAUCAGGACAUCAGCACUGGAGGCUACAACACUCAGAACGCCAACUGCAAGGUGGGCAAGUAUGACCAGCCUAAUGUAUACAAAGACCGCACCACCGUCGAUCUGGACUGUGGUUUCUCAUGCUAA